AUGGCGCUCUUUGCAGGAAACUUGCGCCGUUGCGUCCGAGGAUCCGCCCUGGGACGAGUUUCCCCACGAAGCUUUUCUUCCACAGAGAAGCAAUGGAAGGUUUACCUGUCAGGCGAAAUCCAUUCGGACUGGCGAGAAGUGAUUGCCAAGGGUGUCGCCGAAAAGGAUCUGCCAGUAUCCUUGUCCAGCCCCAACACUUCCCAUGAAGACAGCGAUGACUGUGGCGCCAUUAUCUUAGGGAUGCAAGAAGAAAGACCCAACUGGGAUAAAAUUGGAGCCAACAUGAACGCUGUUCGGACCAAGACACUACUCCAAGAUGCCGAUAUUGUGGUGGUGCGCUUCGGGGACAAGUACCGACAGUGGAAUGCUGCUUUUGAUGCUGGUUUCGCCUCGGCUUUGGGCAAACCCAUCAUUACCUUGCAUCCGCCAGCGUAA
Messenger RNA from Seminavis robusta, 435 nucleotides. NCBI's taxonomy places the organism in Eukaryota, Bacillariophyta, Bacillariophyceae, Naviculales, Naviculaceae. The record is from the annotation of a GenBank genome assembly.